AUGCUGCAGCUCAAAUACCAAAUCAUCGACGAUGGCGGCACCGCCCGCGACAACAAAGCAAUCUUAGGGGUCGACCUGCAGAGCGGCUUCGAUAAGGUGAUACACUCGGCGAUUCUGUCCCAAGGCUCCAAGCUCAACAUGGGCGAAAGAUCCUACAACUACGUCAAGGACUUCCUCACGGACAGGACCGCCGAGCUACGAGCAGGCCACCUUCAGACGCAAAAGCAGAAGCUCGGAAGCACCGGCACACCGCAGGGAUCGGUCAUUUCGCCAAUGCUGUUCAACCUGGUAAUGAUCGGAGUUGCCGCAAAGCUCGCGGACAUCGAAGACGUCAGGCACCUCGUCUACGCGGACGGUAUCGGGCUGUGGGUUACCGGUGGCAGCGACGCCCACAUCGAGGGAUCGCUGCAAGCCGCCGUCGACGCCAUAAAAGACCAGCUGGAAGGCACCGGACUGAAAUGUUCGCCGAGCAAAUCGGAGCUUCUCAUACUCUCACCUAGCAAAAACAGCAGAAGCAAGACUAGACAACGCGAAUACGAAAAAAUCAGAAUCUUAACCAAAUCCGGCAACGUGUUCCCCGAGGUCGGCAAAAUUAGGAUCCUAGGCAUUGUCAUCGAAAAGCAUGGAAGAAACGGCGAAACCAUCACCCGUGUCACGGCAAAAGCAGCCAGCGCGAUUCGACUCCUCAAACGAGUCACUUCCCGGAACGCUGGCAUGAGAGAGGAGAGCCUAAUUAGGCUCGUCCAAUCCUUCAUCAUCAGCCACGUCGCGUACGUUGCAGCCUACCACAGAUGGCUGCAACACGAACAUAACAACAUCAAUGGGAUCAUCAGAAGAGCGUACAAGUCGGCGCUGGGCCUGUUCGAGUCCACGAACACGACCCGCUUUUUACAACUCGGCAUACACAAUACGCUCGAAGAAAUAGCCGAAGCGCAACGGACCUCUCAACUGGAGCGGCUGUCCAUGACCAAAGCCGGGAGGAAGAUACUGGACGACCUUGGAAUGGGACGCUCGAACGAGGUCCGACGCCUAACCAGAAUCAACCCCAUACCGAAGAACAUGACUCCCGAGUUCAACAAGGGAAGAAGAGCGGCGAGGGCCAAGGCUCUCAUCGACCAGCACGCCAAAGACGAGCACGCGCGGUACGUGGACGCGGCCGAAUACCAACGAAACUCCUUCGCAGCGGUCGUCAAAGUGGCGUCAAGCGGCGCCACGAGGAGGGCAGCGAGCGUGAGAAGCGCCGGAUCAGAACAAGAGGAGGAGGUAGCCAUCGCACUGGCCGUCGCUGACGCAGACUGCCACACGGUGCUGAGUGACUCGAGACAGGCGGUGCGAAACUUUGCCAAAGGCAAAAUCUGCAGCGAGGCCGAGCGCGUACUGCGAGCGGCCAAACUACAAGACAGAAAAGUAAGACUCAAGUGGUUCCCGGCGCACGCGGGCGACGCGCCGGAACGCAAUGAGAACCACAAUGAGACGGCACAUGCAGCGGCGCGAGCGCUAACCAACCGCGCCCCUGAGACAGACCGUCCGACAUGGUUCGGAACCAAGCACCGCAUGACGGACUACAACGAAAUCACGAAGGCCUACCGGCUGGCUCCCAGGACUCUCCCACCCCCGCACCCGAGGCUGAGUCGAGCGGAGGCGGUACUACUGAGACAGCUCCAGCCCGGAUCGCUACCGAGCCCGGAACUGAUGCAUCGCAUGUACCCCGAGACAUAUCCGACCGAUCAGUACAGAGUCUGCCGCUGGGAGACGGCAGAUUACACGCACAUCUUGUGGGGCUGCGUUGAAAUUCCAGAAGAAGCAAAUUCAAGAAAGAUCUCACCGCAGCUCGAGGCAGCCGCGAAGAGCUACGACCAAGACGAGCAGCUCUGGGCCGUCCAGCAUGUCCUCGGGGCGCUCGAAAGGCAGGGACCCAGAGAGCCGGCAACGGCGAGCGGAUACCCGCGCCGAGUAACGGCGACUUCGUUGAUGACGUAG
Messenger RNA from Dermacentor andersoni, 1980 nucleotides. Lineage: Eukaryota; Metazoa; Arthropoda; Arachnida; Ixodida; Ixodidae. The record is from RefSeq and is a predicted model, not a curated record.